UCUCGCUACAAUCUGUGCUUUCGACUUGUUGCCCUUUUUGAAUAAAUCGCCUCCUCCUAAAUAUGUAUCGAAUCUGGCCGAUGAUGGUGAAGCUCUAGUGGUUAGUGUGGGUUAUAUGAAUUGGAUGCGAUCAGACUAAUUGUUACUCGGCUGGUUGUUCUCUACCAUUGACAAGAAGGUGCUUGCGUAGGUGAUUCAAUGUGAAUCAUUUGCUGAGGUAUGGUCUGCUCUUGAGAGCUUGUAUUCUUGUCAAACCAUAGGAAAGUCUUUCCAAUUAAAGCAACAACUAAGGUCUGUUAAAAAGGAUUUUAUGUCUAUUAAUGAUUACAUUAUGAAAAUUAAGACAAUUGGCCAUUCUUUGGCUACUAUUGGUGAAUCUUUGAGUGAUAAGGAUCUAUUACUUGCAAUUCUAAAUGGAUUAGAUCAUGAGUAUGAGACGGUUGUAAGCUUGAUCACCUAUCAAAUGGAUGAAAUAGACUUAGAAAAAGUGCAUUAUUUAUUGCUGAUGCAUUAGUAGCGAUUACACUCUAAAAAUACUGCAGUCUAUGGUGAAUUUUGAAUCUGUUAUACAUGUUCUUGUUAAUGUAAAUAUGACUUCUAUUGCAUCACACAAUGGUAACAAUACUAGAGGAGGUUUUGUACAAAGAGGAGGAGGAUAUAGGGGUGGAAGAGGUCGUGGUAGGGCAUCAAAUAGACGAAUCUAUUGUCAAUUAUGUGGAAAACCAGGGCACUUUGUUGAUAAAUGCUAUCAUAGGUUUGACAGAAAUUUCCAAAUGAAUACUACUGGUGGUUAGAAUUUUCAGAAUUCUUUUCAGAAUUCUCAGAAUUUUCAGAGGUUUCCAGCUGCUGAUUCUAGGGCAUAUGUAGCUACAUUUAUUGAUUCUAAUGAGCCCUACAUGAUUGAUAUAGGUUCUUCACAAGGAGUCACCUCGUAUGGCCAUUUUUCUCAGCCUUCAGAAAAUUUGUCUCCCUCACCGUUGCCUGAUCAUUCAUGGUUUGUGGAUUCUGGAGCCACAAACCAUAUUACUUCAAAUCUCAACAACUUGUCAUUGCAUGCACCUUACAAUGGAGGAGACAAGGUUGCUGUUGGUAAUGGACAAGAAUACAGGGCUUGUGCUACUUCGAGGACAACUUAGGGAUGGUCUUUAUCAACUGGUUCCUGUUUUUGGCCAAGCUACCAGCAUCCCUGAGCACUUUGCACAUAAAGACUUUAAUGGGAACCGGGUGAAUGCAUUUGUUUGUGAUUUAACCACUGAUGACCUGAGCAAGCAGAUUUCUCCAUCUUCAGUCGAUAUUGUAACCAUGAUAUUUGUCUUGUCUGCAGUGUCACCUGAAAAGAUGUCUCAAGUGAUACAGAAUGUCAGAAAAGUCCUUAAGCCAAAUGGGUAUGUACUAUUCCGGGAUUAUGCCACUGGUGACCUUGCUCAGGAAAGGUUCAGUUGCAAAGAUCAAAAGAUAAGUGAGAACUUUUAUGUCAGAGGUGAUGGCACUCGGGCAUUCUAUUUCUCUGAUGAGUUUUUGAUAAGCUUGUUCAAAGAAAAUGGAUUUGAUAUUGAAGAACAUGGUCUGUGCUGCAAACAAGUGGAGAACCGGUCAAGGGAGAUAGUAAUGAAUAGGCGUUGGGUCCAAGCUGUAUUCCAGUUACAUGAUCCUAACUCAUUAUCUGACACAAAACCGGGGAAUGAGAUCGAGCCAUUCUGUAAUAGGGGUAGAAUGGCCGAUGUCAAGGAGGACACGUUUCAGGAGUCUGUAAAUGAUAACGAGAUAGACAUGUCGGAAGGUAUCGCUGUUCAAAUGUUUGGUAUCUCAUUUUCUGAUGAUGAGAUUAUUGAGGUCAAGCUAAGAGAUAGGAUCUUCAAGUUAAAAGUUCUUCCAAGAGAAUACCAACAUACCUGCAAAUCCACUGGCCUGAUGCUAUGGGACUCAGCCAGGCUGAUGGCCUCUGUCAUUGUGGAAAACCCAGCUGUUGUUGCUGGGAAAAGGGUGUUAGAACUGGGAUGCGGCUGUGGGGGCAUCUGUUCAAUGGUUGCUGCUAGAUCUGCGAACCUUGUGGUGGCGACUGAUGGAGAUGCAAGAGCUCUGGAUCUCUUGACUCAAAAUGUUGCUUUAAAUCUUGAGGCACCAUCUCUCAACAAACUUACAAUAAAGAGAUUAGAGUGGGGAAAUAGAAACCACAUUGAAUCCAUCAAGAACUUGAAUCAUAGAGGUUUUGACAUCAUCUUUGGCACAGAUAUAACAUACAUUCCUGAAACAAUUUUGCCUUUGUUUGCAACAGCCAAGGAGCUCAUUUCAUCGGACAAAGGCACUGGUGAAAAGUGUGAACCAGCUCUAAUUCUAUGCCACAUCUUGCGAAGGGUCGAUGAGCCAUCGAUUCUUUCGGCUGCAUCCCAAAAUGGCUUUCGUCUUGUUGACAAGUGGCCAGCACAAAUCGGUCCAAGUCAAUCACGAAACAUCAUUAGCAGUUGGUUCUCAGAAAAUGGCCCUGCUGAUAUACCAUCUACAGCACUGAAUAUCAUGUAUUUCCACAACACAGUGAAGUGAGCCUCCUAGAUAUGCUCUCAGCUGCUCUCUUCAUUGACCAAGUUUUUGCUAAAAGGUCAGCAGAAAGUAACUUUUCAUAUACUUAGUUCAAUGGAUGAUGCCGCUUUGUAUUUUUGCUAUUUAUUUUGGUUUAAACAUUUGGUGUCCUUGGCUUUUCUCUCAAAAAGAUGACAUGCAGAAACUGCCCAAAUCUUGAAAUCAUUGUUAAUAUUAGGGUAAAUGGCCAAAAAAAUAAUAACUUUAGCAUGUUUUUCAGUUUUAUUCUAAAUUUUAAAAUUGAUUAAUUCCCCUCAUGAACAUAAUUUGUUACAUCAUCUUCUCUCGUCUUAACUUUUAUCUAAGUGUUUAUUCACUCAAAUAGAGUGCAACUUUGCCUUGUAAAAGAACAAAAAGUUUAGCUUGGAAGUGUGGAAGUACAAGAUUCGAAACUUGAGGAACUUGUUCUCAUCAAUUUAUG
Molecule: messenger RNA, 2998 nt
Organism: Diospyros lotus (date-plum)
Lineage: Eukaryota; Viridiplantae; Streptophyta; Magnoliopsida; Ericales; Ebenaceae
Exons: 9
Coding region: 934-2541 (535 amino acids)
Source: RefSeq, a predicted model, not a curated record